AUGCAAACACCAGUAUCAGUAAGCCGAGUUCACACGACCACAUCGUCAUCAGCAGAAGCAGAGUUCCACAUCGCCGUGAUAUACGACUUGACCAUGAAAACCUAUCUGCCCGAGAAGAAUCUCACUUUUGAUGGGCAAGUGGAAAUCUCCUUGGUGGUUGUUGAGCCAACCAAAAGUAUCGUGCUCAAUUCGAGAAACAUUACUGUGAUCAAAGAUCAAUGCGAAGUGUUCUCAGAAGACAAUAAAAAGCUUGAUAUCGAAAAAGUGCUAGAGCAGGAAAGGCUGGAGAAAGUUGAAUUCGUUCUGAAAAAUGGCCUGGAGAAAGAUCAGAAGAUCCGUCUCAAGGUGAAAUAUACCGGGUUUGCUGCGACCACUCAUAUGGAGCCGUCCGACGCCCGUCGCAUGGUGCCGUGCCUAGAUGAGCCAGAGUACAAGGCAAAUUGGACCGUGACCAUGAUCCAUCCAAAAGGUACCACAGCAGUGUCGAAUGGAAUCGAGGACGGAAAACCC
Molecule: messenger RNA, 510 nt
Organism: Ostertagia ostertagi
Lineage: Eukaryota; Metazoa; Nematoda; Chromadorea; Rhabditida; Trichostrongylidae
Source: the annotation of a GenBank genome assembly